GUCAUCAGUAUGCGACAGAAUGAGGUGAAAGGUAUCCUAUUCCAACACACUUGAAUUCAAAUUCUGAAGCAACCGAGGUAGUUCAGACUUGACAGUCUGUGCUAGGAAAAUGAAUAUCAAUAGACUUAUGCUUUUAUCUAAAUCUGUUAAGUUUGGGAAGAGUUUAUUGACAUCCAACGCACGACAUGCUGCUGAAGAAGUCACCUUACCCCACCGAACCUUCAAAACUUAUGGAAGGAAUCUUGCCUACGCCAAGGACCUGUUCCUUGGCAAAUUAAACAAAGCUGAGUGCUUCCCAUACCCAGAGAUUAGUAAUGAAGAGCUGGAGGAGAUCAACUCAUUUGUAGCUCCAGUGGAGAAAUUUUUUGCAGAGGAUGUGGAUUCCAAGCGUAUCGACCAUGAAGCCAAGAUUCCUCCAGAGACUCUGAAUGGACUGAAGGAACUGGGUCUGUUUGGGAUUCAGGUCCCAGAGGAGUAUGGUGGCCUUGGCCUGUCCAACACAAUGUAUGCCCGACUUGGAGAAAUCAUCUCUCUGGAUGGUUCCAUCGCUGUUACCCUAGCAGCUCACCAAGCCAUAGGACUCAAGGGCCUUCUAAUAGCUGGAAGUGAGGAGCAGAAGGCAAAGUAUCUUCCCAAGCUUGCAUCAGGAGAACAUGUGGCAGCCUUCUGUCUGACAGAACCCGGCAGUGGGAGCGAUGCAGCCUCCAUUCAGACCAAAGCCUCCCUUUCAGAAGACGGGAAAACAUACCUGCUCAAUGGGUCAAAGAUCUGGAUCUCUAAUGGUGGAUUUGCAGACGUGAUGACAGUGUUUGCUCGUACAGAGGUAGUUGGAGAGGAUGGAGUGAAGAAAGAUAAAAUCAGUGCCUUCAUUGUAGAGCGAGCCUUCGGAGGGGUCACAAGCGGAAAACCUGAAGACAAACUGGGCAUCAGAGGAUCCAACACGUGUGAGGUAUCCUUUGACAACUGUCCCGUCCCAGUGGAGAAUGUGAUCGGGGAAGUAGGAGGAGGCUUCAAGGUUGCAAUGAACAUCCUCAAUUCUGGCAGGUUCAGUAUGGGCAGCGCUGGCGCUGGAAUGAUCAAAAAGCUAAUUGAGAUGACCGCUGAGUACGCUGGCAGCAGAAGACAGUUUGGUAAACAUCUCAGUGAGUUUGGGAUGAUCCAGGAGAAGUUUGCAGUGAUGGCUCAGAAUGCCUUUGUGAUGGAGAGCAUGGCGUACUUGACGGCUGGAAUGAUGGAUAGACCAGGGCUCUCUGACUGUUCUCUGGAGGCUGCUAUGGUCAAGGUAUUCAGCUCAGAGGGCGGCUGGGUCUGUGUGAGUGAGGCAUUGCAGGUUCUGGGAGGGCUGGGCUACACUAAGAACUACCCCUACGAACGCUAUCUCAGAGACUGCCGCAUCCUACUCAUCUUUGAGGGGACCAAUGAGAUCCUGCGAAUGUACAUAGCUCUGACUGGGUUGCAGUAUGCCGGGAAAGUGUUUACAGACAAAAUCAAAAAAAUGAAGAAGGGGAAUGUGGGCGUGGUCUCUGAGAUGCUCGGCAAGAGACUUGGAGAGAUGUUCGGCAGGUCGAGGGAUCUGGGACUCACUGGAACUGAUGGAGUGGUGCAUCCUGCUCUAGCAGACAGCGCUAAGAAACUGGAGCAGAACGUGGUUCAUUUUGGUUCCACAGUGGAGAGUCUGCUCUACAGAUAUGGAAAGACAAUAGUGGACGAGCAACUGAUUCUGAAGCGUGUUGCUGAUAUUCUAAUCAACCUGUAUGCCAUGACUGCUGUCCUAUCACGAUCCAGCCGUUCCAUCUCAAUAGGCCUCAGGAACCACGACCACGAGGUGCUGCUGGCUAACACAUUCUGUACCGACGCAUUCUUCAAAAACAACUACUGGAUGACUCAGCUGCAGAAAAAUUCCCUCGAGAACCAAGAUGAGAACAUCAAGAAGAUUGCCCGACAGGUUCUUGAGAAGAGGUCCUAUAUCUGUUCCCAUCCUUUGGACAGAACCUUCUAAAGGAAUAGUACUUCAACGGAACUCUGACUGGACGUGUCAGUGGUGCAUUAUUACCUUUGGGCUGGAGCCCUGUGUUAACCUAUCUGCCUGGCUUCAUGUUGUGGGCUGCCAGUCUUGCUUCUCAAGUUCCAUAAAUUGCUGGUGUGCAGUUGCCUGGACCUGUGUGUUGUGUGUUAACACUAGGACCGCCAAAUGCCUACGGAAUUGGCGUUUGAAUUUUCAGUUAAAAUAAAACUGCCAUUUUGAAAGCUA
Messenger RNA from Esox lucius (northern pike), 2251 nucleotides. RefSeq names its product acyl-CoA dehydrogenase family, member 9 (gene acad9). Lineage: Eukaryota; Metazoa; Chordata; Actinopteri; Esociformes; Esocidae. The transcript has 17 exons. The record is from RefSeq and is a predicted model, not a curated record. The coding region runs from base 110 to 1999 and encodes 629 amino acids. Gene Ontology annotation, molecular function: acyl-CoA dehydrogenase activity; flavin adenine dinucleotide binding.